Drosophila mojavensis is the source of this 3693-nucleotide messenger RNA. RefSeq lists its product as uncharacterized. Bases 136 to 2181 code for a protein of 681 amino acids. The record is from RefSeq and is a predicted model, not a curated record. The transcript is spliced from 4 exons. NCBI's taxonomy places the organism in Eukaryota, Metazoa, Arthropoda, Insecta, Diptera, Drosophilidae.
GAGAAUGGUGUGACUGUGUAUGUAACAAAAUGUCUAGACGAGCGUAAGACAUGUGAGAUUCACGCAUUUUUGUUUUGCUCGCUCUGUACGCGUCUGCGCUUGAAUCGCCCGGCAAACGUGUGAUAAUUGUACUGAAUGGAAGAACUAAAGAGUACUCUGCAUUUUCAAGUCCUGUGUAAAUAUGAAGUCAGGCAGGAUUUAGUCCAUGAUUUUGUUUCAUAUACAAACGAUGGCAAUUGUAUAUCGUUGCUGGGCUCCAAGGCGGAGCUAGUUACUCUCGAAUUAAGCUGCAAGCUGAGCCAUCAGCUGCCCUUUCCAUAUGUCGUGACCAGCUGGAAGUGUGAAAACAAAAUACGACCACUAGACCUACUGGCGGAACAAGUGAAUCUCCAGUAUAUCUACGAAAGCGGCAAUGUGCUGGAGCAGCAACACAUCAGUCUGGAUUCCGUGUACACAGCAAUCUAUUCACAGGAUGUGCCUGUGCCCAAUCUCAUUGCCGCCAAGCUGGCCGACCACCUGUUGCCCGAUGGGCAAAUGCUAAUGGCCACCUUGAACAGCUAUGGCGCACUACAUUUGUUGACUAAGCGGCCAGAGCAACCUGCCUGGGAGCACUACAAGAAUGGUCUCGAUGUGGUCGCCACACUCCGGGACAAACUGCAGCGCCCGUAUGAAGUGCCAGCUGCAAAGAUCAAGACAUUUCGACACUAUCAGGCCUACAUGGAUCGCAGUUGGAUAACCAUGCUCGCUUGGCGAUCAGUAGAAGGCGGGGAAUAUGUGCUCGUCCUGGGCACAGCUGCCGGCAGUAUUUGGACAUUGACUUUAUGCAACAAUGCAUCCACGAUCUUAGCCCAUAGUGAACUGCAGACACUUCUCGGGCGCAUUUGCUUUAUGCAGAGCUACGAGGAUCUGCUGCUUGUGAGCGACAAUAAUGGUCUAGUGCAUCUCUACAGAUUCAGUGCCACAGAGGGAGAGGGUCUCUGCUUGGUCAAGACUCUUUGGCUGCGCCCGGAUCACCUGGGCCUGCAACAGGCUGUGAUUACGCACUGUCCGACAAGAGAUUGCUAUUAUAUAGCCUGCUGCAAGGCAGCGCAUUUGCUCAUCUGGUGCAUGCCUAGACAGGCAAGUGGCAAGUGGUUGGAGACCCGACUGCAUGUAGGUGGCAUGAAGAUCACAGGUUUCUGCGCCGUCGCGAACAACAAUUACGCUUUGGUCACCGCCCGCGGACAGCUCUGCCUGGUCGAGCUCAGCCACAAGCCCGGCCAGCUGAGCACCAGCAUGCGCUCGGUCAACGUCGACGAUACGAAGAACGAACUGCCAAUAGGCCUAUGGUGCAGUCCCAACAAGAACUUCAUUACCAUUCUCUCCACCCGCAACAAAGAGUAUCUGUUCAACAAGGCAAUACGCCGUAAUCUGGUUUACGCACACGUCUGCAAAAUAGAAGAAAGCAAUGCAUUGGCACAGCUAGAUCGCUGCCUCACGCCUAGUGUGUCCAUGAACAACUGGAAGGAUCUGCUGGUGGAAGUGCGUUUGGAUAUCUUUCAAAGGACCAAGCUGGAUGAGUAUCUCAGCUAUGCGCCAAUCGAUGCCUUUGCAUUUGAGAAUGUGGCCACAGAGGCACGGCUGCAGCAGCUGCAGCUCAAGUACCACGUCUUGGACGCCAUAAUUACAGUACAGCGUGAUCAACGCAAUCCAUCUCUGCUUGAGCAAACCGAACAGGAAUUUCACCUUCUGUUGAACAUGAUUGAGCUCACGCAUAUGCGACUGCGUCUCCAAUACUUAAGCGAGCAGAAGAAGCUGACCAAAUUCCAGCGGCAGUCGGCGCAAUGUCAACUGGCAGCCAGUGAACGAAUUCGACAGCAGCUAAAGCAGCAGCUACUGGGUGAGAAGGCAACACAUGUGGCAACCAAGAGUGCGCUUCUUGUUGAAAUGGAGGAGCAAUUUGAGCAGCUGCAGGUGAAGCUGAAUAUGAAAGAGAUACGGAUAACUCUGGAGGAUCCAAACCUUCUAUGCGCGAUCUCCUAUAUGCAGUUGAGUCCUUCGCUGGAACGUCACUACUGCACGCUCUGUGGACGUCAGGUUUUGCUGGAAAAGCAGCUGCUUCUUGAGCUGUACCCACCCGGCAGCACGCUACUGUGUCCCUACUGUCAUGGUAGCUACGCCUUGGAGUUAUUGGAUGCAUAAACUUGAACAGUGCCUUCUAAAUUUCAACACCAAAUCAAUGCCGCAAGCUUCAACUAGAGUUUGCUGUUUGUAAUUCAGCUAGUUGAAACAUGGCUGCUUUGAUAUGGGCUUGAAACUUAAAAUGUGCCUGUUAAAUUUUUAUUCGAACUUAGAUUAUAAGUGCUCGUUAGCGUAAUUAGGCAACGUAACUUAAUACAGUGAAACAUAGAUAAUGGGACUGGUCUCCAGCAGCAGCAUGUCCUGCUCGAGCUGGCGCAAGUCGCACUCCAGCUUGCCCUUGCGCUGGCGCUUGUUCUCGCUGUCGAUCAGCAAGGGCAUCGACUGAUAAGUCUUGGUCAUCUCAUUCAGAUGGGCACGCAGACCGUCAAGUAUUUCAUUGCGCUCCUCCUGAUCCAUGAUGCGCAUGCCGGGCAUCUCAGGUGGGCCACCAUCGGUGCGCACUGGCUGAGUCAGGGCGGCCAUUGAAUCCGAUGGCUUGACACCGCCACACAACUCCAUGAGACGAGCUCGCUCCUUGCAGCAGACAAGGUGUGCAUCCUUGAGCAUCUCCUUGGUCUUCUGUAUGUAAACAGGCACCUUGCCAAAGUCCUUGCGGCAAACAUACUGCGGCACCAUGCCUGAAUUCAAUAAAUUCUGGCGAGUGCCAGUGGGCGUGUCCACAUAGCGUGGCGGUGGCGGACAGCGCACGGUGUUAGCGGCACAAGUCAUAUUACGCUUCACAAAAUUGGGCACCAUGUCCGGCUUCUUAAUCUUCUUGCCCAUCGGGGGCAGGGGUGGCAUGUUGCCGCCCUUGGGGCAGACAUGCAGAUUCUCGCGACGCCACUUGAUGCCCUGAUUCUUGCGCAAGAAGGCGCACGGCGGAUCGAGCGGCACAUUGGCACAGCCCAUGGUGCGAUGAUGUGCCUUCUUGGCAUCGGUGAGCAGACGGACGCCUCCCUUGAGCAUGAUAACGGCAUGUUUCUUGUGCUCCAUAUUCAGACGAUCGCGUCGCUCCUUGGCCACAAUAGCUGCCUUAGCGGAUGUUUCUAGAGAGGAGUGGGGCAGGAGGCGUAAAUUACAUAUCCCAUCAAUACAACUCACCUUGCUCUCUACCUACCAUGGACUACUGGCUCCCCUUCCGGCGGCUUCUCGGGAGCGCGCUCCAUGUCCAUAAUAUUCUCAUUGUGAUGUGUUAUAUAGACCAGCGACAUGACUUUAGUCUAAGAAAUUUCCUGCUUUUUGCGCAUAAAAAAAUAUAUAUAUAUAUAUAUUAAGAUAUAUAUUAUAUCUGUCGAAAUCUGUACUGUACUGAAAAUAUUUUUGUAAUGCUAGCUAGUAAUUAAAUAAGUUAUAUAUGUAACUAAGUUCAUUGUUGCCUAGUUUCGAAAAACUUCCAAAUGGUUGCUACACAAAUUCGACUGUUGCUCUAGCAACAUUUCAAAUACAACUUGCAGAGUUUUUGAGUUUAUUUACACCCCAUUGUGGACCUCGGAAGAGGAUACAUUCAUUGCAAAUAAAACAUGUUGAAUAUAA